GCUCGCGCCGGCCGCAGGAGCUCCGGGUCGCCGCCACCCGCGGCGCACGUGCGGCCGCUGCCGUGCGCUGAGCUCCCGCCCCGCGGCUGCUUUGUUGCCUGCGGGCCGCCGGCACCAUGCAGACGCCGGGCUCUGUGGGAUCGGGCGACGCGCAGGCGGUUGACAUCAUGGACAUAUGUGAGUCGAUCCUGGAGAGGAAGCGGCACGAUAGUGAAAGGUCUACGUGCAGCGUCUUGGAGCAGAAUGACAUCGAAGCGGUUGAGGCGCUUGUUUGCAUGAGCGCCUGGGGUCAAAGAUCCCAGAAAGGGGAACUGUUAAAGAUAAGACCCCUCACACCUGUCUCUGACUCUGGGGAUGUCACUGCCACGGUGCAUGUUGACACAGCCGCACCUGAGCUACCAAAGGACUUCGAUUCUUUAUCGACUCUGUGCAUGACUCCUCCUCAGAGCCCUGACCUCGUGGAGCCAUCGACAGGGACACUUGUUCCUUCCCAAGUAACUGAUUCCAAAGCAUGCAUGGUCACGGCCAUGCCCCCAGCCUCUGCUGGCGCAGCCCAAGUGCUGAGCGGGAAGGCGGAGAGGGCGCUUCCUGCUUCGCAGCCAGAGUCCCCGGAGCCAGCCCGCAGCCCCUCCUGCAGGCCCGUGGUGACAAGUGUCAUCCGCCACACGGCGGGGAGUCCAGUUCCUGGCCACGUUCCUGCCGCCCAGAUUCAAGAGCGCCAGCUUUCCGUCAGCGGAGGAGAAGCACCGUCUCUGGGACGGCUGGAAGCUUUGCUGGCCACACGGCUCACAGACCGCCCGCUGGCCGCGGACUCCUCAUCCGGCCAGCCUUGCUCGCACAAGGCCGGUGGCCUGGUCCCCGCCGACAAAGGCCAGCAGGCUGGGUGGCCUGUCGCGAUUCAAACCUGCUCACCAAAGAAUUAUGAAAGUGACUUGUCGAGGAAAGCCAUCCCUGUGAUCUCUGUCCCCGUCCCCAGUUCCCCUGUCUUUUGCCAAAUGAUCCCUGUGACUGGACAGAGUGGCACGUUUUCAGCUGUUUUGAAGCCCCCUCCCCAGGCGUGUGCGGGGACGGCGAAGCCCAUCCUCCCCCACGCUGCUGCGGUGGCCCGGCCUGUGUUCGUGGGGCCGCCUGUGCCUCAGGGGGCCGUGAUGCUGGUCCUGCCGCAGGGGGCCCUGCCCCCGCCUGCGGCCUCGUCACCCGGCGGGGUGGCUGGGGGCAGCACCAGGCUCCUGCCCCUGGCCCCCGCUCCAGUGUUCAUCACCUCCGGCCAGAACUGUGCCCCUCAGGUAGACUUUUCCCGAAGGAGAAACUAUGUUUGCAACGUCCCGGGCUGCCGCAAAACCUACUUCAAAAGUUCCCACCUCAAGGCCCAUCUCCGCACUCACACAGGCGAGAAGCCUUUCAGCUGCAACUGGGAUGGCUGUGAUAAAAAGUUUGCUCGUUCCGAUGAACUUUCUCGCCACCGCAGAACUCACACCGGGGAGAAGAAGUUUGUGUGCCCCGCGUGUGAGCGGCGUUUCAUGCGCAGCGACCACCUGACGAAGCAUGCGCGGCGCCACAUGACGGCCAGGAAGGCGCCCGGCUGGCAGGCAGAGGUUGGCAAACUGAACAGAAUCGCCUCCGCAGAGAAAUGUGGGGGCCCCCUGGCGACCCCGCCGGCCUCCGCCUGAAAGGUCAGCCGAGCAUCCGCCCGCAGGAACCUUCCGAAGCAGCUUUCAGGAAUGGAACUGAUGACUUUCUCUUCCAAAAAAAAAAAAAAAAGGUCUUGGGGGGCUCGGAGAAAGUGGGGAGUUGGUUCUGAUGAAAGUAUAUUAACUUUACUUUUUUUGUUUGGGACCCUGUUCAAUAUCUUUUGUAGUUUCAGAAGUUGUUGUUUUUUUUUCUUUCUUUCUUUUUUUUUUGAGGAAAUGGAAGAAAAUUUGAGCAUCUGAAUCACCAGCAUUCAAAUAGACAUUUUGGCAAUAAAGUUUACACAAUCUGGGGUUUUACAGCCUUUCUAUUCACGUUUUGUAGAAAUGAGACAGGGUACUGACUUUUAUACUGUUUUUUAUUAAAAUAUUUAUAUUGUUGGUGUUCAAAUCACCACUUUCUAGAUAGGUGAUUUUCGGUCUUCUUUUCGGUGUUCCACAGUGUUUUUCGUAAUAACUCUUUUAGUAAAUUUGGCAUAUUAUUCAGCGACAAAAAGAAAGAAAUUGCCAGUCUACAACAGGCCCUUCAGAUCUAAGAAUUGUUACGAAUCAGAACUAGUUGAAUGGGGGCUUCUUAAAUGGGGGGGGGGGGGGACUUGCAUUCAGCUUUUCGUAGCAUUUUCAAGGGGAAUUCCAGGCAACCAUUCCUUUAAGGCUGUAGCCCAAGGAAUUAAAAUUUUGGUUAAGUAGAACGAGUCAUUUAUCUAUGUCCAUGGUGUGACUUGUGAAGGCUGUAUCCCAGAGAAUAAUUUAAAAUUCCUGAUAGCUACACGGUGACCAGGGAGCUGCUGUUGGAUCUGAGUGCCUGUGGUUUUGGGGGCCAUUGCUCUGCCGAGAGCAAACUACUUAGUUGCCUGUUUGUACCUCAAACACCAAAAAAAGGUAAUGUUAUAAGCACUCACACCCAGCCCCUUCAUUAAUGGUCAGUUGACUUCUUUUGCUGUGGCCUUAUUCAUAGUGUUAGAGUAACUUCUACUCUAGAGUAGGUAGAGUAGAAGUAACUUCUUAGAGAAGAAGAAAACGUCCUUAUUGGCUGGAGGAACUUUCCACCAAAGUACAGUUUAUCUGAGGUAAAGUGUACACGCAAACAGCCCAGCUCCAAUAUUCCAAUUCCUUUAAUUCUUAAGAACUAUAGGAAACGCAAGUUACACCAAACAGCAGUACUACUACCGGCUUCUCUUUCGUUCAUUUCAUUUGAAGGAAAUUGAUCAAACGGAAUUACUCGGAUGGGGUGUUGUGCAGUCCACCUAGAGAAUGAGACCCCUGGCAGCACCCGGAAUCCGUGUGAUCACAAGUCCUAAUUAUACGGACACCACGACCCGGGUGUUCGGGAAGCCACGGGUACUGCUUUUGUUGGACGGCGUUGGGAAUCCAGGCAACAUGGGGCGCGCAAGGGACGGACGAAUGCGGCCCCGCGUCAUGAGCCUGGAGUGGGCUUUAUUGUGCUGCGCGUGCUUAGAUCUUGCCUUUGCGUCUUAUAUUGGCAUUUACUUUCAUCAAAAUGAUGGUAAGGUGAAAUAUGAAAUAAAUAUAAUUAGGUUUUCUGUUCAGGUCCCUUUAAUAUGGUAACCAUCACCUGGUCAUUCACUGUAUGUUUACUUGAUAGCCCGUAAAUCGCCCUUUAGCGUCAGCUGCUAACUGGCAUACGAGUCUGAGCCCUGGCUGUUCCAUUCAGACGGCUUUCCCGUUUUUGUUCACCUCCGUGCUGAGUAUUCCUACCGGUUGCAAGAGAACCAUAAUUAAAUGUAUUGUAGCUCGUGUUUCCCCACCCUGAGCCUUUUCUCUCUUCCGCCUACAUCUUAAAUCAGCAUAAACGUUUCUGACUGUAUGUCGUAAAUGGCAUUAAAUUUGUAUAUUCUUCUUAAUUAUGCAAAGUAACGGAAGUCCUAGUGCUGAGAAUACGAGGUCAUUGAGAAUUGGGUCGCUCGUCGCAUUAAACUUCAUUCUCUAGGCAGCGCGGUUUCUAAAGAAUAGAGAUGUUAAAAUUUGAUUUCUACUUCCAUUUCCUGAUUAGAUUUAGAAAUACCUUCUAUAAACUUUCCUCUCUCUGUUUGUUGACUGAAAGACUAUAAAUUAGGAGAGUUUCCAGUUGGAAAAUCCUGUCCUGAGAACCAGAGCCUUGUGUUACCUCUGCCGGAAGUGGAGCUUGUGUGGCGGCCCCCCCUCCCCCCCCGCCCCAUGCACUUUAUUGCCUGAGCAAUUUUGCUUGAUCUUUUUUGACUUUGAGCCUUUUGUAGUUUCAAUAAUAAAAUUUUAAAUGUUUCAGAAUUA
Hyaena hyaena (striped hyena) is the source of this 3959-nucleotide messenger RNA. RefSeq names its product Kruppel like factor 11 (gene KLF11). Gene Ontology annotation, biological process: regulation of transcription by RNA polymerase II. The record is from RefSeq and is a predicted model, not a curated record. The transcript has 4 exons. Bases 117 to 1670 code for a protein of 517 amino acids. Gene Ontology annotation, molecular function: DNA-binding transcription factor activity, RNA polymerase II-specific; RNA polymerase II cis-regulatory region sequence-specific DNA binding. NCBI's taxonomy places the organism in Eukaryota, Metazoa, Chordata, Mammalia, Carnivora, Hyaenidae.